Peromyscus leucopus (white-footed mouse) is the source of this 1833-nucleotide messenger RNA. RefSeq names its product mitochondrial chaperone BCS1 (gene Bcs1l). NCBI's taxonomy places the organism in Eukaryota, Metazoa, Chordata, Mammalia, Rodentia, Cricetidae. The record is from RefSeq and is a predicted model, not a curated record. Gene Ontology annotation, biological process: mitochondrial respiratory chain complex III assembly; protein insertion into mitochondrial inner membrane from matrix. The transcript has 8 exons. Bases 524 to 1780 code for a protein of 418 amino acids. Gene Ontology annotation, cellular component: mitochondrial inner membrane. Gene Ontology annotation, molecular function: ATP hydrolysis activity; ATP binding.
AAGGGGGCGGAGUGACAGAUUUCUCCCGACCACGUUCCUGCAAGCGCGAGCUGUGUUGUGUAGGGUGUCCCCGAGUCGGCUGCGGCGUGUCAGGCUCGGGAACCGGGAGCCAGAAGAGCUUCGUCAGUGGCUUCCCAUGCAAAGUUGUUCUGGAAUCCCGGAUCCCAGCUCCAAGCCUUAGUGGAGGUCACCGCUGUCAAUUCACCCGUGGCCCGGCGUGCCAGGCGGAGGACAAAGUGGCGGUUGUUGGAGUGUCACAGGAGAGGUGUGCUGGAAAUAAUUCGUCCUUUUCCCCUUGGGAAUUGUCUACAGUUAGGCCUAGUCACAUCUUAUUGGGUUGAAUUUGGAAAAGGCUCCGUGGAGGAAAUAGCCUGUGAGAUCUGAAUAAGAAUGCCGGGAAUAAAGAAGGGGGUAUUCGGAACCAACAGAACUCAGUGGGCCAGAGCUCUGCGGCUCUCCACCCCUAGGUUUUGACAUUGCCUCGGGGCCUGUAAGCAUCUGUGUUUUUUUUUUUCCUUUCAAGAUGCCAUUUACAGACUUUGUUCUGGCCCUGAAAGACAAUCCCUACUUUGGGGCUGGAUUUGGGCUGGUAGGUGUGGGCACGGCUCUGGCUGUAGCCCGGAAAGGAGCCCAGCUGGGUCUAGUGGCAUUCCGGCGCCAUUACAUGAUCACACUGGAAGUCCCUGCUAGAGACAGAAGUUAUGCCUGGUUGCUUAGCUGGCUUACCCGACACAGUACCCGCACUCAGCACCUCAGUGUUGAAACCUCAUACCUGCAGCAUGAAAGUGGCCGAAUCUCCACCAAGUUCGAAUUUAUCCCCAGCCCUGGAAACCACUUCAUUUGGUAUCAGGGGAAAUGGAUCCGGGUAGAACGAAAUCGAGAAAUGCAGAUGGUAGACUUACAAACGGGGACUCCUUGGGAAACUGUCACCUUCACGGCCCUGGGCACUGACCGAAAGGUUUUCUUCAACAUCCUGGAAGAAGCCCGAGCACUAGCCCUGCAGCAGGAAGAGGGCAAGACGGUGAUGUACACAGCUGUGGGUUCUGAAUGGCGUACCUUUGGUUAUCCACGCCGCCGCAGGCCACUGAAUUCUGUAGUCCUACAGCAGGGCCUGGCUGACCGAAUUGUCAAAGAUAUCCGGGAAUUCAUUGAUAACCCCAAGUGGUACAUUGACAGAGGCAUUCCCUACAGACGUGGCUACCUUCUUUAUGGGCCCCCUGGUUGUGGAAAGAGCAGUUUCAUAACAGCUCUGGCUGGAGAACUGGAGCACAGCAUCUGCCUGCUCAGCCUCACAGACUCCAGCCUCUCCGAUGACCGGCUCAACCAUCUGCUGAGUGUGGCCCCUCAGCAGAGCUUGGUGCUCCUGGAGGAUGUGGAUGCUGCUUUCCUCAGCCGAGACUUGGCUGUGGAGAACCCUGUGAAGUACCAAGGUCUAGGUCGUCUCACCUUCAGCGGGCUGCUCAAUGCUUUGGAUGGUGUAGCCUCCACUGAGGCGCGCAUCGUGUUCAUGACCACCAACCACAUCGACAGGCUGGAUCCUGCCCUGAUACGUCCUGGGCGAGUAGAUCUGAAGGAGUAUGUGGGCUACUGCUCACACUGGCAGCUGACCCAGAUGUUCCAGAGGUUCUAUCCAGGGCAAGCGCCUUCCUUGGCUGAGAACUUUGCAGAACAUGUCCUUAAAGCUACAUCCCAGAUUAGUCCUGCCCAGGUGCAAGGCUACUUCAUGCUGUAUAAAAAUGACCCCAUGGGGGCUAUUGAAAAUGUUGAAUCUCUGAGGUGAUCCACCAGGCCACUAUCUGCUCUAAAAAAAAAAAUCCAUAAACAACUGUCAAA